This is a messenger RNA of Penicillium arizonense, 843 nucleotides long. RefSeq lists its product as uncharacterized. Gene Ontology annotation, molecular function: oxidoreductase activity, acting on NAD(P)H, oxygen as acceptor. NCBI's taxonomy places the organism in Eukaryota, Fungi, Ascomycota, Eurotiomycetes, Eurotiales, Aspergillaceae. The record is from RefSeq and is a predicted model, not a curated record. Gene Ontology annotation, cellular component: intracellular anatomical structure. The transcript has 4 exons. Bases 1 to 843 code for a protein of 280 amino acids.
AUGUCUCACCAAGAACUCCAGUCAAAUGUCCAUGAUCCCAGAUUCCGAGAAGCUAAGCAGCCACAGGGAGGCACGUCAGUCGCAGUCGCGGAUUUAUUUCGACUUGACGGGAGAACCAUAAUCGUAACCGGAGCAGCUGGCUUCAUGGGCACGACAUUGACAGAAGCCAUGCUCGAAAGUGGCGCAGACGUCGUCUGCCUCGAUGUCAUGAGCUCACCGAAGCAAGAAGAAUGGGCAAACCUCGAAGCAGCUGCAAAAAAGUACUCCCGCCUUGUCUCAUACUUACAGUGCGAUCAGCGGAGCGACGACUCAGUCAACGUCGCUUUUGAUAAAAUAGUCUCAAGCCUUAGAUACCCCAUUCGCGGUCUCGCAGCAUGCGCGGGCGUAUCUGACAAUGGGCCCGCGACAGAAUUUCCCUCUGAAUCAUUCACCCGCUUGCUUGAUAUCAACGUGACGGGGACAUUCCGGGUUGCGCAACGUGUCGCAAAGGAGACGAUAAAGGCUAAUUCCACGGCUAGUAUGGGCGUUGAUACCGCUGGAUAUAACUCGUCGAAGGCAGCAGUGCAUCAGCUUGCUCGGUCCUUGGCUGCUGAAUGGGGUUCUCGUGUUGGAAUACCCUUGAUUCGGGUGAACUCGCUUUCACCGGGUUAUAUUCGUACUGCAGCUACUGCCGAGCCGUUGCAGAAACCCGGUAUGGAGACACAGUGGGUUGGUGAUAAUAUGCUCUACAGACUUAGUACUGCGGAUGAGUUCCGUGCGCCUGUAUUGUUUUUGUUGGGUGAUGGGAGUAGCUUCAUGACGGGGUCUGAUUUGAGAGUUGACGGUGGGCAUUGUUCAUGGUAG